GUGAAAAUGCUGUAGGGGGUUCCAGUAGAUUUACUUUAAUUAAUCAUAAAUAGAGCAAAAAAGGAAUCGAUCUAUGAACAUGCUGUUAUGGUGACAACCAAAAUGGAUCGCAGUAAGACUUCUCAGAAAGGAAAGUGCUCUCAAUAGCAAUAGUCUAGCCUGGGAGAACCAAGAUGAACCUGCUGUAGUCUGUAGCUUUUUAGUAUGGAUGCUCUCCUGACACUCCUUGGUUUUCUUACUUUUGCAGUGAAGACAGGCACAGGGUCACAUUCCUUGGUGGUCUUUGCAACAUUCAUCAUUGGAGAUACGCAGUUCCCAGAGUUCAGCGCGGUUGUGAUGCUGGACGACAUCCAGCUGGGUUACUACGACUCAGAUGUGAGAACGUUUAUCUUGAGAGGAUUUAAGUCAGAGUCUGAGGAUGUUGUACUUCAGGAGGACGCCAGUGUGGUCUUUGGACACGUAAAUAGGGGCAUGAAAUAUAGAGCCUCAAACCUGAGACAGCGAUCCAACCACACGAGCGGCGUCAAUGUCCAGCAGAGAAUCACAGGGUGUGAGUUGCUGGAUGAUGACCAGCCUGGUCCAAUGGCAGUGAAGGAUGCCUUCAACGGGCAGACUGGAGACCAUCUGUCCUUCACCAACGACCAGCACAGCUUCUGGAGCCAGUGGCAGUGGCCGGCCAUGUGGGAUAAGCUGCAGUUCAGCCAGGUGAAGUGGCUAUAUGAGAACAUUUACCAACCCAUCUGUCUCAGGACCCUCAGGACAUACCUGAGGAAACAGAGGAAUCGCGUCAUGAGGAAAGUGAAGCCGAGAGUCAGGCUCCUCCAGAAGACACUCCCAGACUCUGGAGGGGCCAAAGUGACCUGCCUGGCCACUGGUUUCUACCCCCGUCACAUCAACCUGACCCUGCUCAGAGACGGCCAGCCUGUAUCUGACCACCAGAUCACUGGCGGAGAGCUGUUACCUAACGGAGACGAGACGUACCAGAUGAGGAAGAGCUUGGAGGUCAGCGCAGAGGAAUUACAGCAUCACCACUACACCUGCACAGCUGAACACCUCAGUUUGGACAACAAACUGGAUAUUGCUUUGGGGAGUGAAUGGGACUCAGCAACUACACCCAUAGUGUCCACUGCACUGGUGACUGUGUGUGUGUGCCUGGCUGGAGCUGCUACUGGGGUCUUUCUAUUGUGUAAGAGGAAAACAACAAAAGAUAAGGGAUCCCAGACUUCUCUGCAGAGUAACUACACAGCAACUCCAGGGAAGGACCCAAGAGAGACGUCUAGUGACACACAUUCUGAGCUGUCAUAACAUAUGGAUAACAGGAUCGUGGAACAUUCAUAGGAAAUGUUCACAGAGCUCACAACAAUAUGUCAACAGUCAUAACAACUACGAAAAACCAACAGAUCUCCAAUGGAGGAAAAUGUCCCUUGAACAAUCUCCCUUCUUUCCUCUGUAGAUUCACAGUUUCACAUCACAAAUCCUCACUGGUGCACACCCACAUAAGAGGAUUAUAUAGAUGUUAUUUUCUUAUUUUAGAUAGAAAACUACUAUAUUAUUUCAGAUUGUUAGAUUACAGUUUUUGCCCAUUGCUUGAACACUAUAGACACAUGCUUAGACCAAAGUAACAAAACUUGAAGCUUUUGUUACUAUACCUUAAACACAGUGUAACCAUACCUUAAACAAAAGCGCUGCACCUUUCUGCAACACAUUUGCUCCUGCCAGUUGGUGUAUAGUAACAUAAAUUAAUUUAUUGUGUGGCCCCCCAUGAGCGGAAUUCCACGAAACUUGGCAU
This is a messenger RNA of Alosa sapidissima (American shad), 1789 nucleotides long. RefSeq names its product major histocompatibility complex class I-related gene protein-like. Gene Ontology annotation, cellular component: external side of plasma membrane. The transcript has 7 exons. Lineage: Eukaryota; Metazoa; Chordata; Actinopteri; Clupeiformes; Clupeidae. The record is from RefSeq and is a predicted model, not a curated record. Gene Ontology annotation, biological process: immune response. The coding region runs from base 205 to 1305 and encodes 366 amino acids.